UUUAGGAUUCCUUCUUCUGUCUGGCAAUUUGCGUUCUGGCGCUGAAAAGUAUUCGGUCGCAUUGAUCGUUCAUACCGUUGUGUCACCACAUUUAUCUAGGACCUCCCUCGAUUGACGACGAGAAGUAUUCCGCAAAGAGCCCUAAAGCGCAUUGCCGUCAUGGCUACCGCAAUCCCCGACGACAUCAGAUCGACGUCUGAGAGCCCUUCGCCUUCGAGUCCGGCUUCGUCGACUGGUCAGAUCCCACUGGAACAACCACCGAAACUCAAGGGUCGUCAUAAAUUGCUUCAAAACCUCCAACGCAUCUCGUCCAGCCCGAGUCUGACCAGGCGCGGCCGAUCCGCUUCCACGGGAUAUCGCCGCGAUGGAAAGGCCUCCCUGUCCUGCAUCUCGCUCUCGCAAACGGCCUAUUCACCUUGCUUGGGCAAUGGGAGUUCAUCGCAACUGUACGGGGGGCUCAAUGCCCAGUCUGUGACCCCCGGGGCCACGGCCCCUCAGACCGACUAUUUCGACGGUGCUGCUCGCAUCCGGGUGGUUCCCUCUGAAUCUCCCAAUGCUUCUCAAUCGAAGACAAUCCCUCUGCCUCAAGACCUGCGACCUGGUUCCCGUGGAUUGGCGAUCAGCAUGGCAGACGUCACGAGUGAACCUACCGUUGCCCAGCCGUCACCGAAACCGAAGGUUUUCGACUUCUGGGGCAGUUUGCCGGACGAACUCAAGAUGCGCGUUUUCCGGUACCUCAAUCCGAGAGAGAUUGUCCGCUGUUCCGCGGUCUCCAAGGCGUGGAAUAAGAUGUGCUACGAUGGGCAGCUCUGGAGGGAAGUCGACACAACGGACUAUUACCGCGACAUUCCUAGCGAAGGUCUGGUGAAACUGAUGACUUCUGGGGGUCCAUUCGUUCGGGAUCUGAACUUGCGAGGCUGUGUUCAGCUCAAGGACCAAUGGCGGACGGAUGGUGAACGAAUCACCGAUCUCUGUCGAAAUGUGGUCAAUUUCUCCCUGGAAGGAUGCCGUGUUGACAAGUCCACGAUCCACUAUUUCUUGCUGCGGAACCCCCGUCUAGAAUACAUCAACCUGUCAGGACUACUCACCGUCACCAACUCCGCCAUGAAGAUAAUUGCCCAAUCAUGUCCGCAGUUGGAGAUCCUCAACGUCUCUUGGUGCACUGGUGUUGAUACCUCUGGGCUGAAGAAAGUGGUGGUUGCCUGUCCGAAGUUGAAGGAUCUGCGAGCCAGCGAGAUCCGUGGUUUCGACGAUGUCGAGUUUGCUACGGAGUUAUUCGAGCGAAACUCCCUGGAUCGUUUGAUAAUCAGCCGGACUGACCUUACCGACGAGAGUUUGAGGGCUCUAAUGCAUGGCGUUGACCCGGAAAUAGACGUGCUGCUGGAUCGCCCGAUCGUCCCUCCUCGACGACUCAAGCAUCUGGAUAUUCACCAGUGUCCCGAUCUCACCGACCAGGGUGUGAAGAGUCUUGCCUGGAACGUGCCCAACUUGCAGGGACUCCAGCUCUCCCACUGCUCCGAGCUCACUGAUGACUCCGUUAUCCCCAUCAUUCAGACAACCCCUUGUCUUACUCACCUUGAACUCGAAGAGCUGACUCGGCUCUCCAACCAUACCCUCAUCGAGCUUGCCAAGUCGCCAUGCGCUCCUCGUCUCGAGCAUCUCAACAUCAGCUACUGCGAACUUCUUGGUGACCAGGGAACCCUUCCGAUCAUGAAGAACUGCUUCUCUCUUCGCUCCGUUGAGAUGGACAACACCCGAGUGUCUGAUCUGACUCUGAUGGAAGCCAGCCUCCGUGUACGCAAGAGGGGCUACGGCGAGGACCUACCUCAGAUCGGUCUGCGAUUAGUCGUGUUCGAUUGCGGCAAUGUGACCUGGGCUGGUGUCAAGGAGGUGCUCUCAAGCAACGCCUUCAUCCCACGGUCUCGCAAACCCCCUCAGACUAUCUCGCUUGUGGCACAGACGGUAGAUCAAGGCCAGGUGCCCGGAUCCCCAACCAUGAUCACAUCUUCCAUCACGCCUCCUCCCCCUCCCCCUGUGUAUCCGAAUGAGAUCAUCCACCUCAAGUGUUUCUAUGGUUGGCAAAUGACCGUGAAUGAACACAACAAGCGAGUUCUCCGCGGUGAUCUUGCAGCAGCGAACCGACUCGAUCGCAAAUGGGCCGAAUACAUGAUCGCGACCGAAGAGGCGGGGACCGGCGGCUCUGGAACGCGCAGGAGACGACGCAGAGCCCGCGAGGCGGAAAGAAUCUACAAUGAAGUCGACGAAGAGACCGCCGCAUAUGGGGUCGGAGGCAUUUCAGCUCUGGGAGCAGGACGUCGGCGCCACACAGACAGCAACACUGGCUGCACAGUCAUGUGAAUAGGUUCGCUGGCACACACUUCUUCAAUUCUGGACACUCGUUUUGAAACCGUGCAAUCUUCAGCGAGCUCACGCCCCGGAGGGGUUUUACGUUUUCUCAAAGGUUCUGGCAACCUUU
This is a messenger RNA of Aspergillus brunneoviolaceus CBS 621.78, 2476 nucleotides long. Its product is annotated as F-box domain protein. Gene Ontology annotation, biological process: SCF-dependent proteasomal ubiquitin-dependent protein catabolic process. Gene Ontology annotation, cellular component: SCF ubiquitin ligase complex. Gene Ontology annotation, molecular function: protein binding. The transcript has a single exon. The record is from RefSeq and is a predicted model, not a curated record. Bases 160 to 2358 code for a protein of 732 amino acids. NCBI's taxonomy places the organism in Eukaryota, Fungi, Ascomycota, Eurotiomycetes, Eurotiales, Aspergillaceae.